Molecule: messenger RNA, 1359 nt
Organism: Aspergillus novofumigatus IBT 16806
Lineage: Eukaryota; Fungi; Ascomycota; Eurotiomycetes; Eurotiales; Aspergillaceae
Product: elongation factor 1-alpha
Exons: 5
Coding region: 1-1359 (452 amino acids)
Biological process (GO): translational elongation; translation
Molecular function (GO): translation elongation factor activity; GTPase activity; GTP binding
Source: RefSeq, a predicted model, not a curated record
AUGGGUAAGGAAGACAAGACUCACAUCAACAUCGUCGUUAUCGGCCACGUCGAUUCCGGCAAGUCGACCACCACCGGUCACAUGAUCUACAAGUGCGGUGGUAUCGACCAGCGUACUAUUGAGAAGUUCGAGAAGGAAGCCGCCGAACUCGGCAAGGGUUCCUUCAAGUACGCCUGGGUUCUUGACAAGCUCAAGUCCGAGCGUGAGCGUGGUAUCACCAUCGACAUUGCCCUCUGGAAGUUCCAGACUCCCAAGUAUGAGGUCACUGUCAUUGAUGCUCCCGGUCACCGUGACUUCAUCAAGAACAUGAUCACUGGUACCUCCCAGGCUGACUGCGCUAUCCUCAUCAUUGCCUCCGGUACUGGUGAGUUCGAGGCUGGUAUCUCCAAGGAUGGCCAGACCCGUGAGCACGCUCUGCUUGCUUUCACCCUCGGUGUCAAGCAGCUCAUCGUUGCCCUCAACAAGAUGGACACCUGCAAGUGGUCCGAGGAUCGUUACAACGAAAUUGUCAAGGAAACCUCCAACUUCAUCAAGAAGGUCGGCUACAACCCCAAGGCCGUUCCCUUCGUCCCCAUCUCCGGUUUCAACGGUGACAACAUGCUUGAGCCCUCCUCCAACUGCCCCUGGUACAAGGGAUGGGAGAAGGAGACCAAGGCCGGCAAGGUCACUGGUAAGACCCUCAUUGAGGCCAUCGACGCCAUUGAGCCUCCCGUCCGUCCCUCCAACAAGCCCCUCCGUCUUCCCCUCCAGGAUGUCUACAAGAUCUCUGGUAUCGGAACGGUCCCCGUCGGCCGUGUCGAGACCGGUGUCAUCAAGCCCGGCAUGGUCGUCACCUUCGCCCCCGCCAACGUCACCACUGAAGUCAAGUCCGUCGAGAUGCACCACCAGCAGCUCCAGGAGGGUGUCCCCGGUGACAACGUCGGUUUCAACGUCAAGAACGUUUCCGUCAAGGAAGUUCGCCGUGGUAACGUCGCCGGUGACUCCAAGAACGACCCCCUCUGGGUCAUCGUCCUCAACCACCCCGGUCAGGUCGGCGCUGGUUACGCCCCCGUCCUCGACUGCCACACUGCCCACAUUGCUUGCAAGUUCGCUGAGCUCCUUGAGAAGAUUGACCGCCGUACCGGAAAGUCUGUUGAGAACAACCCCAAGUUCAUCAAGUCCGGUGAUGCCGCUAUCGUCAAGAUGAUUCCUUCCAAGCCCAUGUGUGUCGAGUCCUUCACCGACUACCCCCCUCUUGGUCGUUUCGCCGUCCGUGACAUGCGCCAGACCGUUGCGGUUGGUGUCGUCAAGUCCGUCGAGAAGUCCGCCGCUGGUGCCGGUAAGGUCACCAAGGCCGCCCAGAAGGCCACCAAGAAAUAG